This is a messenger RNA of Pocillopora damicornis (cauliflower coral), 2587 nucleotides long. Its product is annotated as fibroblast growth factor receptor. Gene Ontology annotation, cellular component: signaling receptor complex; plasma membrane. Gene Ontology annotation, molecular function: transmembrane receptor protein tyrosine kinase activity; ATP binding. Gene Ontology annotation, biological process: multicellular organism development; protein phosphorylation; cell surface receptor protein tyrosine kinase signaling pathway. The record is from RefSeq and is a predicted model, not a curated record. Lineage: Eukaryota; Metazoa; Cnidaria; Anthozoa; Scleractinia; Pocilloporidae.
AUGGAUGAUGGAUCCAUAGUGGACCACUUUGAACGCGUUGGUUGCUUCAAGGAUAAGCCUGAACCAAAACGCGCUUUGCCCGAACCUCUGCGCAUUAAUAAAUUUGUAAAUUGGACAGACAUGAAUAACUCAUAUUCAGAGAUCAUUCGCGCGUGCGCUGUCGAUGUUUCUAAAGCCGGAUUCCGAUAUUUUGGUAUUCAAAAUGAGAGGGAAUGCUGGAGCGGCGUGAAUGGGAGCGUCACUUACAACAAGUAUGGAAGAAACAACAAUUGUGAUUUACUCAACGGAAUAGGAAAAUCUUGGUCAAACUUCGUCUAUCGCUUUGUGGAAGUAAAUGGUAGCUGGAGUCAUUGGUCACCAUGGCAACCAUGUAAUUCAACUUGUGGCGGGGGAUACAGAUCACGUGUUCGAACAUGCACCAAUCCGAGGCCCAAAUGGAACGGACUGGAUUGCAACGGAAGAAGUAUUUCUAACGGAAGCUGUAAUGUGCACAGUUGUGCAGACUAUGAAAAGAGUGAGACUCAUAGUGAACCCUUCUCUAAGAGAUCAUCUCUGCCACUUGUUGGCCUGUGGUUGGGAAUUUCACUUGUGGUUCUUCUGUGCUUAAGUGGAAUAUUAUGGAUCACUUUGAGAUUUUCCAGAAAACGUUGGUCCAACUCAGAGCUCGUGGAUCCAUUUGAAAUUGUUUUUGACGACAUUUCUCUGUGUAAUCUGAUUGGAGAAGGAGCCUUUGGAAAAGUGUUCAGCGCUGAGUUGAAUAAACAGAUGGAAACAGGAAAAGAAGGAAAAUCAUCUGUAGCUAAGACGAACAAGCAAAAACUUCCAAAGCAGAAAUACCGGAUUGUUGCAGUCAAAAUGCUACGAGGUGGUGCAACAGAGGAACAGAAAGAAGAAUUUUUGGAGGAGAUAAAACUCAUGAAACUGAUCGGAUAUCACCGUCAUGUACUGAAUUUAUUGGCCUGCUGUACGAACACUGUUCCAAUGUUUCUGGUGACUGAAUUUGCUAAAUACGGCGAUUUACUCAACUUUCUCCGGAAACGGAGGGAGCAGAUCAAACAAGCAAUUGAGGAAAUGGAAGCAGCGAAACUGUACCAGUCACGAUGCUGUAACUUAGGACUAAGUACCAGUGAAGCAAACCUAUAUGACUCUACUGACGAUAUAGAUAAAUAUACUACUGGUCUUGGGAGCUUUUGCAACAAAAAUGGAUACGGAAGUAAUUUGAAGACAGAUCCUAACAUAUUAUAUGAAGAUGACACUCUCAGACCCGCUGAUCUUUUGGCGUUUGCAUGGCAAAUAGCGCAGGCAAUGGAGUUUUUGUCGCGCAAAGGAUUUGUCCAUCGUGACUUAGCAGCUAGAAAUGUUUUGGUUAGUGAAGGCAAGAUGAUGAAGGUAGCAGACUUCGGACUGUCACGUGAUGUGUACACAGAGAAAGUUUACCACUCCACUAAAACUAAAAAGCUGCCAAUCAAAUGGAUGUCACCGGAGGCCAUUCAUGAUCAGGUUUUCACGACAGAAAGCGACGUAUGGUCAUUUGGCAUCCUACUCUGGGAGAUGGCCACAAUUGGUGGUACUCCUUACCCCACCAUCAGCAAUCAGAGAAUUCUUAAAGCUUUGAAUUCCGGAUACAGGAUGGAAAAACCACAGAUCUGUUCUGAUGAAAUGUACGAACUAAUGCGACAAUGUUGGCGAGAAAAGCCCUCGGAGAGGCCAUCGUUCCCCUUUAUUCGGGAACAACUUGAACGAAUGAUGUUGAGCCGAUCUCCUUAUUUGGAAUUAACUGACGUAAGCUACACUCACGUGGCUUAUUCUGAAACUGAUAGUGACGAAGAUACGAUACAGGAAAACACCGCCUUGUAAAUUGAUGCUGUAAACAUCCAUAUUUGGAUCGAUGGAUCAUAUGAUUUUGUAAGCAGUUUUGAUACUGCAAUUCGACAUAGGACGUCAAUCACCCUCAAAAAAGACUGGAGAGAAUCUGAGAGAGUUUGUAAAAACAAAAUUCCCGGACAACUCUACGGGAAGAAUUGACUAUAAAACGAGACUGUGACGCCAACAGCUGUAAAAUGCUACAAGUAUUUUGUCUUGCAAGACCUUUUCUUUUUCGAAAAAUCAAGUUUCUCACGAGAAACCACCCUCCUCCUUAAAAUUAUAUCUCACAGAUAAGAGGAUAUUUCACGCCAUGAAAUUUCUCACCCAAGUCGUUUAAGUGACAAUCGAUAGUCUAAGCGGGAUAGCAGUGGAAAAGAGGGAAAUAAAUUAUUAAGUUAACAAAUUUAGGCGAGCUCUAGAAUUAUUGUUAAAAAAAUACUGUGAUUCUCGAAGAAACGAAGCUUUUACACCAGUAACAUUAGCAGGAGACACAUACACGCAGUAGGUACCUAUUUAUUUUAUUUCUCAACAACUACUUCAAAUGGUUAUGUCUGACCCGGACAUAACACCUUGAAAAUGGAGAACCAGCGGCAAUGUAAACAGGUUGCUGUAUUUAUCAUUCUCAGUUUCGCCUAUGCCUAUAUUAAGCGUCCUAGAUCCUGUUGUUAGUUAUUGAUGAGGGUUUACCUGGUUGUAAUAAAAGCCGAUGUUCUAGCUUUAG